AUGCCGGCUCCCAUUGAGGAAGGCGCCAAGACACCGGGCCACCAUUCGCCCGGUCACCAUAUCGAGCUGGUCGACGACCACCCUUCACCACGACACGAGGGCGAAGCAGAUAUUCUCGACAACGAGCCCCUAGACACCGACGAGAUUAUUUGCACUCACUCCCGCAUCCAGUCCAUCUCAGCAUUGCGUCUUGAGCGCUUCAAACAAGUUGCCCGUAUUUGCCUUCGCCAAAACCUGAUCCAAGAUAUCGAAGGCCUCUCCGCCGUCGCCGAGACUCUGCAAGAUCUCGAUCUCUAUGACAACCUGAUUUCACACAUCGGCCGCGGGCUGACCGAGCUCACGAACUUGACUAGUCUGGAUCUAAGCUUCAACAAGAUCAAGCACAUCAAGCACGUCAAUCACCUGACCAACUUGACGGAUCUCUUCUUUGUUUCCAACAAGAUCAGCCGCAUCGAAGGGUUGGAAGGGCUCGACAAGCUGCGCAACCUCGAACUGGGCUCGAACCGCGUCCGCGAACUGCAGAACCUCGACUCGCUCAAGAACCUCGAAGAGCUCUGGGUGGCCAAGAACAAGAUCACCGGACUCACCGGCCUCGGUGGCCUUCCAAAGCUGCGUCUGCUCAGCAUCCAGUCGAACCGAAUCCGUGACCUCUCGCCCUUGCGCGAGGUGCCCCAGCUCGAGGAAUUAUACAUUUCGCACAACGCUCUCGAGUCGCUCGAGGGACUGGAGCACAACACCAAGCUGCGGGUGUUGGACAUUUCCAACAACAAGAUUGCCAGCCUGAAGGGCAUCGGCCCUCUCGCGGAGCUGGAGGAGUUGUGGGCGAGCUAUAACAUGGUCGGCGACUUCGCUGAGGUGGAGCGAGAACUGAAGGAGAAGAAGAACCUGACGACGGUGUACUUUGAGGGGAACCCGUUGCAGCUCAGGGCGCCGGCGUUGUACAGGAACAAGGUCCGGCUGGCUCUGCCGCAGGUGCAGCAGAUCGAUGCUACUUUUGUCCGCGUAUGA
Molecule: messenger RNA, 1008 nt
Organism: Sordaria macrospora k-hell
Lineage: Eukaryota; Fungi; Ascomycota; Sordariomycetes; Sordariales; Sordariaceae
Source: RefSeq, a predicted model, not a curated record